Schistosoma haematobium is the source of this 3055-nucleotide messenger RNA. Its product is annotated as Synaptic functional regulator fmr1. Gene Ontology annotation, cellular component: dendritic spine; neuronal ribonucleoprotein granule; dendritic filopodium. Bases 53 to 1237 code for a protein of 394 amino acids. Gene Ontology annotation, biological process: negative regulation of translation; DNA damage response; anterograde axonal transport. The transcript has 9 exons. The record is from RefSeq and is a predicted model, not a curated record. Gene Ontology annotation, molecular function: protein homodimerization activity; mRNA 3'-UTR binding; translation regulator activity. Lineage: Eukaryota; Metazoa; Platyhelminthes; Trematoda; Strigeidida; Schistosomatidae.
AAUUAACCUUGAAGACCACUGCGUUGCCUAUCUGUUUGUUUGUUAGUUGGCGAUGGAGUUGACUAUCCCGGUUGAACAGAUUGGAUCCGAACACCAAAAGAUUCCGGCACUGUUGGUUGGCAUUGAAAAAACGGUGUGUACAAUACGGUAUACUGCAAAUCACUGUACAAUUAAAGUCGGUCUUUCCGAGCUUCAGUUGGCCCCAAAUGCGUUUUCGAUCAACGACAAGCUGGAUGUCCAUUCUGGUUCGUCUGAAAAUGAGGAAACGUCUCAUAAUUCAAAUCAUAACUUCUCACUCAGAGAUUCUGUUGAAGUCUGGCUAGAUUCUGGUUCAACUGCAAAGAAAAAAAGUACAGCAGAUGUAGAAACGAGCGACUCUGUAGAAACCAUGUCUAGUGGUCCACCUGGGGCGUGGUGGCCUGGUCGAGUUCUUACCAUACAAGGUGGCUUCGCACAUGUCGAGGUUGCUGCCCCAUUACAGGAGUACACUGGUGUAGAAGACAAACCAACUGCACAUGCCAUGCCUCAUUUAAUUGGACUUGGUUCUGUAGUCUUGCCAUAUCGCUCAACUCUUGUCAAGGUAACGGAAAUUCGAGUUCCAUGGAAUGGCAAGUUUUCGUGUGAUCAUACGGAGGAUCGAUCUCAAGCGGGUACUUUGACGUCGGGCUUCAUUAAGGACAACUUAGUCGAAUCGAAUAAUUUGUUAAUCCCAGGAAUCCUUCAUCGUCACAGUAUUUGCAUUCCAGCUUACUUGUAUCGAUUAGCAGCCAAUCCAGAAUCGCAUUCAACUUUAGCUAAAUUUUGUAGUGCUCCAUGUCUUAUCCAGUGUGAUUCUGAACCAUUUCUCCCAGGGACGUUUGCGAAACUGAUACUAGGAGAUAAAGAGGGAUCAAAUGGGUCUGGACGACAUACACCGGUUCAUGCAGACUAUGGAUCAAUGAGCCCUUCCUUGUGUCUAUCGACAUAUACAUGGCCUUCACCAUCUCUGAUAUCACAAGCAGCUAUGAUGAACGUUCCGUAUAUCGCCGGAACACUGAGUCCAGCAGGGAUUACAGACCCAAACAUCCUUUUGACAGGUCUACCUGGAGCCAAUGGACCUCUUGUACUGCUCCAUAUCUGGUCCGGUUCUUCUGAAGCAAUUCGACGCGCAACUUUCUUAGAAUUGGGCCACAUUCGUUUGUUGGCUGUUCGAUUCCACUUGGUACGUUUUUUUGUUAAUUGUUCCACCAAGAUAUAAAAAAUACCUUUAGUGUUAAAUUGUUUCGCAGCUUAAGACGAUGUCACGGCUGUUUUAAUUUGUCUGGAUUAUGAAAUGUUGUAUAUAAUGAUCGAGUAUGAUUGCUGCUUUUGUAGCUAAGAAACCUAUCCAAAGGGGAGACUGGUGAUCUGGAAUUGUCCAACAGCGGUGAACUAGAUGUCGAAGAUGGCGAUGCUCCUGCAAUUCAUUGUAAACCUAUAAGUAUGCCAGCAACUGUGUCCAGUGAUAAACAAGCGUCUGGUGGGAUGAUUAUUGGUUAUGAAUGUCGUUUUCGAAUUUUGCCACAUUUGAUUGGUCUCGCUAUUGGGCAUCGUGGUGCAACUAUUCAAGAAGCUCGAGGAAUACCUGGAGUUCGUGCGGUGGAUCUUCUUUUUGAUGGCAUAGUCCAUGUAGAAGCCGAGACUAUUGAAGCAUGUCACGCAGUGAGAAAUCUUUUGGAUUUCACUGAAGUUGAGAUUCCAGUCCAACCACGAUUAGCAAGUAGACUGAUCGGAUCAAAAGGCAUGAAUAUUCGCAAAUUAGCAGAAGCUGCAGGUGUUCGGCGAGCUAAGCUACUUGAUCCUUUCGCUAGAAAACGCAGACUAAUGGCUCAACGUCAAAGUCAUUGUCCAGUACGUGUUGACUUGGAACGUGGAGGUUCUGUAACAGAUGGCGAUGCUCAUGAAGAUACAUCAAACGGUGAAGAAACUGACAACGGGAACGAAAAGCUUUCUGUCAAUCUGGAUGGUUAUUUGAAUGAUGACAAGAACUCCGGUGGUAUCGUCGACUUAUCCCCUGCUUUCUCUCUUGUUGGUACACGUUCAUCUGUUGCGAAAAUGCGUCUACUACUUGAAUUCCAAGCAGAUAAUUGGAAUGAACUAGAUGAAUUAGAAGAAGCCCGAAGAUCGUUGUUCAGUCAGUUGCGUCAAACCAAUCAACUCAAUCACCAAUCGGAUUCUGUAUCACCUACUCGCAUUUCGAAUGGCAGGCCUAGUAGAGGUGGUGGGAAUUUCGGGAGGAAUCGAACUGUGGGUCGCGGUCGUCGACAACCUGAGAGCUUUGUUCCUGAGCAAUCUUUGGAUGAUAAAGAAGUAUCUCAUCCGCCUAAUGCUCAUGGGCAACACCUGCGUGGCAAAAAUACCCACCAGUCAGAUGUACCCAAUAGUAAUAUGAAAAAUCGUCAAUCGUCAGUCAAUGAUUCGUAUUCUUGUUAUUCUAACGGUGUAAUGUCAACUGGUGAUCAUGGAAAUCCACAAGCUGACAAUAAAGCCAUUAAGAAUGAUAAUUUGGGCGCAAAUAAUGUAAAUGACGACCAACCAUCAAAACAGAACAACGGUACCUCUAGACGUAGUCAAAACCACAAUAAGGCAAGAGCAAGUUAAUGUUUGCGGAUUUAUGAUAUUUCACCAAGAUCGUAUGGUGUCCUUUUACAUACGUUGCCUUUUCCAAAAGCUAACUAUUUUGAGUUAAAAUGUGCUUUCUUACAGUUAUUAGGUUUAUCUUUCCACAAAAUGUUCAUAAUCGUAUGCAGUGUAGAUGGUCUUCCUCCUAGUAUUCUGCAUAAAUGUUCUUUCAUUUUCGGACUGUAUCUCAACAAUGACAGGACAUCAUGUGUUUGUUUAGAUUUUCGCUUAGCCUUUUGAAGUGCAUUUACACACGCGCCACCACUGUGUAAUUAAACAUGACUUUGUUUCUCUCACCAGUCUGUACCUUUUUACAUUGCAACCUCAGAUUGACUGGCGAUUAUCUUUUAGCUUUUCUCUACCACCAUCCAUCGAUAAAUUUUGAUCUUUGAAAAUAAGAUUGUUGGUUUUGCGU